Messenger RNA from Cetraspora pellucida, 615 nucleotides. Lineage: Eukaryota; Fungi; Glomeromycota; Glomeromycetes; Diversisporales; Gigasporaceae. The record is from the annotation of a GenBank genome assembly.
AUGCCUCGAACAAAAACACGUACUCAUGCGACCUUAGCAUGUAUAAAUUGUCGACAGAGGCAUGAAAGAUGCGAAAGACUUCCUGGGAAGGAUAUUUGUACAAACUGUAGAGAAUACAAUCGAUCCUGUGUUUCUAUUCCUGGUAACAGACGUGGACCAAAGUCGCGCAGGCAAAAUCAUGAGUUUGCAAACCUCCAGCCAUUUUCAAAUAUUAAUCCUUAUAGUGCAAUUCAGAUCCAACAUUCACACCCAGUAUCAAGAGUAGCUCACACUCAAUAUCAACUCACGACCGGUAUCGAGAGCCAUUCAUGCCUGACACCAGAAGUUUGCACUCAAUAUCAACUCACGCCUAGUACCGAGAGCUAUUCAUACCUGACACCAGGAAUGUAUCAAGAGCAACAUACGCCAAGUAGUUUGGGUAGCUUAUACCCAGUAUCAGGAACUACUGAAGCAUUCCAAAAUAUGUUCAUUAAUCAAUCCUCCUCAGCAUCUUUUCUCUCAUCCUCUUUUGCACAUGAAGAAUCCACGUUAAAUAUUGAUCGUCCAACUAUUAGUCCUUCAAUUACUUAUUUGACGUCAUUAUCUAAUCCUUUUUAUUGCUUCCAUUUCGGCUAA